AUGGAGAAGUAUCUCGAGGAUGAAUUGCCAGGAGACCGAGUCGAAUGCUUACGCCAGGUCGAGUUUGAGAAGGAUUGCUGGGGAGAGACCGGCAUGCAACUUCCUUGCCGGCUGGUGUACAAGCACGAAAUUAUCGUGGAUGCAACGAUACUUGAUGAAGGCACUUUGUUCCUGGAUCCAGGUGACCAGGUCGGACAGCUGCGGUCAACGCAAACAACGAGUAAACGCAAGGCUGCAAGCAGAAAGGGUCAACGCGAACAACGAGUAAACGCAAGGCUGCAAGAAGAAAGGCGCAAGGAUAUGGCCUUUGCUGAAUCAAUAUGGACCUUUAUGCCAGGAAAGAAGGGAUCAGUUGUUCAGGGGCCAAACACUAGAACUCUAACAAAUGCUCAUGAUGGUAUCUUGGAUGAUAUUAAUUGUGCUCAGAUUGCUGGGAAGCAUGUGGGAGAUCAUUCCAAUUGUGCUAAUGUCAUCAAGCAGACAACAAUUUUGGAAAAUCAAUUUGGGUUACCUUCACUUGUUGAUAAGGCCACAGCUAACACAACAAAUCUUGUGGCAUCUGCGUCAUCUUCCAUGACACCCGAUGAAAUAGGAGAGGGGAAAAACAAUCCAGAUGAGGUGUUUGUAUGUAUAUGUGGAGAGAAGCUUUUAUUCCAUACAAACUUCAAUACAACGGCAGUAAAAGAACUUGUCGUAUUUGCUCUCCAGAGGAGGAACAUCAAGUAUUGUGAUAUUUAUGUAACAUGGUGCGGAAAAGUUCUGAAAGGAGAUGAGAUCUUGAGCUCCAUACCUAUCCACACGAAUACGCAUAUUCAUGUGACACCCAGACUGAGGGGUGGAGAGUUAAUUCCAAUGGAAUAUGAGCGUAUGGAUGAACUUAUUGACCGUGCGGUCCGUGACAAUAAUAAUGACCUUUUCUAUUAUGUGAACCUUCCCCCAGAAUUGAUAAACCCUUAUAAGGAUACAUGGGUUUCUUUGCAGGCAGCUGAGGCUGCCGUUUCUCAGAAUCUAGAGUUUCUGCUUCCAACCAUCAUGAUGCUAAUGCCUGUGUACAGUGGACCUCAUCAUUGGAACAAUGACUUCAUGGAGAUGUAA
This is a messenger RNA of Oryza sativa Japonica Group (Japanese rice), 1095 nucleotides long. NCBI's taxonomy places the organism in Eukaryota, Viridiplantae, Streptophyta, Magnoliopsida, Poales, Poaceae. The record is from RefSeq and is a predicted model, not a curated record.